GUUUUUAUUGUUUUUUUUUGAAUUUUUUUUUUGGGUUUGAUUACAAAGUAUACCAGUUGAUAUUAAUGGAAAAACAAAUGUUAGGUUGUUACUCUCUCUCGCUCUCCGGCGGCAGAACAAAAUCUAUAUUUUCACUUUUUUUUUCAUUCAUUACUUGAAAACUUGUUUGCUAUGUCGAAUCAACAUCAUUGACCAAACGAUGAUGAUGAUAUAAUUAUUAUUGAGUACACGUGUAAAUCCAUAGACAAAAUUAUUCGAUUUUUUUUUCUAAUUUGUAAAAAAUUUUAUCUCGAAAAACAAUAAUCAUGUCGAAUUUAAUGACAAAAUUUAUUGUUAUCAAUACAAAAUUACUUGUAAAUACAUAUACAGCCAUUACAUUACCAUUGUAUACAAUAUAUCAAAGACCAUGGCAAAAAUUACGUAAAUCAAAAAUGUUUCAGGUACAAAUGUAUAAAGAUAAAAAUGGCCGAAAUAUUUAUUAUCGUAAUGGUCCUAAUGAAUUAGAAUGUUCAUUUAUUAAUCAUCAUCGAACAGUAACCGAUUUACUAAAAACAUUGGAUCGUAAUCGAAUAGCAGUAGGUGCACGUAAUGUAAUUAGUGAAAAAUUACACUGUGAUCAAAAUGGUAAACCAAUUAUUGUUGAUGGAAAAGAAUUGACCAAAAUCGAAUUAAGUAAUGAUUAUAAAUGGUUAACAUCCGGUGAGAUUAUGGAUCGUGCUGAUGCUAUUGCACGUGGAUUACAGCGAUUAGGCAUCAAUCAAAAUGAUAAAGUCAUUAUCUAUGCUGAUAGUAAUGUUGAAUGGUUUUUAGUUUCAUUAGCUUUGAAUCGUUUAUGUGCUAUAACAAUAACAUUAUUCUCUACAUUGGGUGAUACCGGUGUAUUGUAUGGCCUUAAUCAAAGUGAAGCACCAUAUCUUGUUAUUGGUGAAUCGUUGUUGAAAAAAAUUGAUAAAUUUGAUGAUAAAAUUCAAUAUCUUAAGAAAAUUUUUUACAUUCCAAAUAAUCCUGCAUCUUAUAAAAGUAAUGAUAUAAAUGUUCAAAUUGCCAAAGAUAGAUUAGGAAAAAAUUAUCAAUUAUUUUCAAUGAAACAAGUGGAAAAAGAUGGUUCACAAAUUCAACCAUAUGAAUUUCCUGAUGCCAAACCAGAAGAUGUAAUGAUGAUAAUGUAUACGUCGGGCACUACAGGCAAUCCAAAAGGUGUAAUAUUAACACAUGAUAAUUUUUCAUCAUUUAUAUCAUCAUUAUCAAAAUGGAAUCAUGAAUGGCCUUUGAUUGAACCUCAAUCAACUUAUCUAUCAUUCUUACCAAUGGCUCAUCUAUUCGGUUUUAUUUGUAAUUUAUAUGCAUAUUUGGGCAAUAAACGAAUUGCCUUUUCUUCGCCAACUACAAUGUUCAGUUCAUCAAUAUCUCAUGUUCAUGGCCAAACUGGUGAUAUUCGUUUGAUCCGACCAGAACUUCUAACAUGUGUGCCAUUAGUAAUUGAAAGGAUAAUCAAAGAAAUCUAUCAAAAAUUGAAUUCAAAGUCUACUGUUGCCUCUCCUGUAUUCACUUAUCUAAUGGAUUAUAAAAUACGAUGGUCAGAGCGAGGUUAUGAUACACCAUUGAUUAAUAGAUUUUUAUGUAAACGAAUUAAUCAACAAUUUGGUGGCCGAUUAAAAACAAUCGUAUCGGGUAGUGCACCACUUAAUAAACGUGCACAUGCCUUAAUCAAAGCUGCAUUGAAUGCCAAUGUUAUUAUCGGUUAUGGUGCUACAGAAGUUACUUGCUGUUCAACUUUUAUGGCAAUGACAGAUCUAUCAUAUGGAAGAUGUGGCAUUCCAUUGGAUGCGGUAAAAUUUUAUCUCGAUAAUUGGUCCGAAGGCGGUUAUAGUGUUGAUGAUCAACCGAAUCCUCGAGGUGAAAUUAUAAUUGGUGGUAAAUUAGUUUCAAUGGGUUAUUAUAAAAUGCCCGAACAGACAGCUCAAGAUUUUUAUGUUGAUGAAGAUGGUUGUCGUUGGUUUCGUACCGGUGAUAUUGGUGAAUUGUAUCCAGAUGGUACAUUGAAAAUUAUUGAUCGUAAAAAAGAUCUAACUAAAUUGGCUAAUGGAGAAUUUAUUUCGCUUGGAAAAAUUGAAUCCGGUUUACGGACAUCACGUUAUGUGGAAAAUGUUUGCAUCUGUACCGAUCGUUUUCGCAAUGAAAUCAUUGCAUUAGUCGUGCCUAAUCAACAAACACUUCGAACAUUGGCCAAAGAAUUACAGAAGGAACAUUUAUCAUUGGAACAAAUGUGUGAAGAUUCGACAAUUAAUCAAAAAGUUUAUGAAUCGAUCGUUGAUCGUUGUCGACAAUUAGCGUUUAAAAAACCUGAAAUACCUGUCAAAAUUGUAAUAGUCAAAGAACAAUGGACUCAGGAAAACAAUCUUCUAACUGCUGCAUUCAAAAUGCGACGUCAAGCAGUUCAAAAAUUUUAUCAGGAAAAAAUACAAGCCAUUUUCGGUGAAAUUCCUUCGAACAUAUAGAAAAUCCAUAAUUUGGUUGCUCGUUCUCGAAAGACUUGUACUUUCAAAAAACAAACAAACCAAAAAAAAUUUUUUUGGAACUCUUUACCCGGGCGCAUGCUACUUCCAUUUGUUUUCUACCUGUUUUUUUCUUACCUUGGACCCUUCCUAAACGACCAGAAAAAGUUUUUUUUUACUAAUCAUUUUUAUUCGAUUUUUACUCACUUUAAGAUUUUUUUAUCAAUUUUUUCUUCAAAUUAUUUUUAAUUUAUUCGAAACAAUAUCUGUUGUGUUUAACUUAAUACUGUGUAAUCAAUUCAUUUCUAUUAUUAUCAUUCGAGAUAUUGAAAAAAAACCGA
This is a messenger RNA of Dermatophagoides pteronyssinus (European house dust mite), 2836 nucleotides long. RefSeq names its product long-chain-fatty-acid--CoA ligase 4-like. Gene Ontology annotation, cellular component: lipid droplet; plasma membrane; endoplasmic reticulum. Lineage: Eukaryota; Metazoa; Arthropoda; Arachnida; Sarcoptiformes; Pyroglyphidae. The record is from RefSeq and is a predicted model, not a curated record. Gene Ontology annotation, biological process: long-chain fatty acid metabolic process; long-chain fatty-acyl-CoA metabolic process; neuron differentiation. Gene Ontology annotation, molecular function: palmitoyl-CoA ligase activity.